AUGAAUGAAAAUGAGGUGGCGAAGACUCUCCAAGCGCGGAAACUCCCCGAGUGGAUGUCUGCACUGCAGAAGGAACCUGAUCCAGAACAAAGAAAGAGGAGUUUUCUGGAAGACGGCCUUCCCUUGCUGAAAUUCCCCGGAUCCAUCAUUUACAGCUAUGAAGCGAGUGACUGUUCUUUCCUGGCCGAAGACAUUAGAAUGAGCUUAUCUGAUGGAGCUGUGAUCGGCUUUGACAUGGAGUGGCCACCACCAUUUUGGAAGGGCAGGCCAGGCCGGGUUGCCGUCAUCCAGUUAUGUGUCUCUGAGAGCAAAUGCUAUUUAUUUCAUAUUGCUUCUAUGUCAGUUUUCCCCCGGGGACUGAAGAUGUUACUGGAGAGUGAAACCAUUCGGAAGGCUGGCCUGGGAACUGGUGACCAGUGGAAACUCCUCAGAGACUUUGAUGUCCAUCUCAGGAGCUUUGUGGAGCUGGCCAGUCUGGCCAAUGAGAAGCUCAGGUGUAAAGAGACUUGGAGCUUGGAUAGUUUGGUCAAGCACCUCUUCAGGAAGUGUCUUCUGAAGGAGCAGUCCAUCCGCUGUGGGCGCUGGGAAGACUUCCCACUCACUGAAGACCAGAAGCAGUAUGCUGCCAUUGAUGCUUAUGCCAGUCUCAUCAUUCACCAACAAUUGGAAACCUUGAGUGGAACUGACCAGAUGCUUCCAACAAAAGCCAAGGAGGACCAGUUUCCUGAGAAAGUAAAGAAGCAGUUGCUGUCACUCUCUGAAGAGAUGGUGGAUCUGACCAAGCGUUUUUCCUAUCCUUGGAGACCCUCCUGUGAGCCACAGAGGGUUACUGAGUUACUAAAGAGCCUUUCAGAAGACCUGGACACAUUAAGGACCAUGCUACUUGGGGCUCCAAGCCCAGAGAGACCCCUUGGGGCCCACAGUGGCUCACCUGUCCCUUCAGAGGCUCCCUCUGUGCCUGAGGAAGGGGCACAGGCCACAUCGAAACACAGUGAAUGGGACUCAAAGUCCGGCAACUUACUUGGACCCAGAGGAGGAAAUAGGACAGACAGUUCGGUGGAAUUGACCACGGCUGGGUCUGAAGGGAGAGGGGAGGACCAAGGACCCCAGGAAGAUGAGAAAAGAGUCUGCUUGAUGUCUCUGGAUGUGACUGAAUAUGAGCUUCAGAUGUGGGAGCAGCAGGCGCAGGAAGAAAGGAACAGAGCCACCUAUGUGUCUGACCAGGACCUAAUUUCUGCUGUGGACACUCAUGAUCUCUCUUCCAUUAUUGAAAGUGAUGAAGAUCUGGAGAUGGAGAUGCUCCAAUCUUUGGAAGAAGUAGACCGUGACCAGUUGGAGUGGAGUGUUUCAGAGUCACCGGAAACAGAAAGUGAGGCAGGGACUGAUAUGGCUGAUGAGGGUGACGAAGAAGCUGUUGAAGAAGAGGACGAUGAAUGGGACCCUUUGUUACCAGCACCUACUGCAGAGCAUGUCAUUUGCCUAAAGACCUACUUUGGACAUUCCAGUUUUAAACCGGUCCAGUGGAAAGUGAUCCAUUCUGUUUUACAAGAAAGAAGAGAUAAUCUUGUCGUUAUGGCUACUGGGUACGGCAAGAGUUUGUGCUUCCAGUUUCCUCCUGUGUUUGUUGGUGGAAUUGGCAUCGUUGUCUCUCCUCUGAUUUCUCUGAUGGAAGACCAGGUGCUUCAGCUUGAAAUGUCCAACAUUAAGGCUUGCUUCCUUGGAUCAGCUCAGUCAGAAAAUGUCAUCAGUCGUGUAAAAGCGGGAGAGUUCAGGGUUGUAUACAUCACCCCAGAGUUCUGCUCAGUGAACUUGGACCUGCUUAAGCAGCUUGAUGCCACUUUGGGGAUCACCUUGAUUGCUGUGGAUGAGGCCCACUGUGUGUCCGAGUGGGGGCACGAUUUCAGAAAUGCAUUCCGAAAUUUGGGCUUAUUGAAGACCACCCUGCCAUCGGUGCCUAUGCUGGCUCUGACGGCGACGGCAAGCUCCUCCAUCCGAGCUGACAUUGCACACUGUCUCCACCUGCGGGACCCUCAGGUCACCUGCACCAGCUUCGACCGGCCCAAUCUCUACCUGGAUGUUGGGCCGAAGACAGGCAGUAUCCUUCGAGAUUUGGACAGGUUUCUUGUGAAAAAGACAGGAUCAUGUCGGGAAUUUGAAGGCCCUACUAUCAUCUAUUGCCCUUCUAGGAAGAUCUCUGAACAAGUGACUGUAGAACUCAGGAAACUGGACUUAGCAUGUGGGACGUACCAUGCGGGUAUGGGGAUUAAUUCGAGGCGGGAGGUCCAUCACAAAUUCAUGCGAGAUGAAAUCCAGUGUGUCAUAGCCACAGUCGCCUUUGGCAUGGGGAUUAACAAAGCAGAUAUCCGCAAAGUCAUCCACUAUGGCGCUCCUAAGGAGAUGGAAUCUUACUACCAGGAGAUUGGCAGGGCCGGUCGCGACGGCCUGCCCAGUGCUUGCCACGUGCUCUGGACCCCUGCAGAUAUAAGCUUCAACAGGCUCCUCCUUAGUGACAUACAGAAUGCUAAUUUUCGACAAUACAAAUUGAAGAUGAUGAGACAGUUAGAAAAAUACCUUCAGUCCAGCAAUUGCAGGCGAAAAAUCAUCUUGUCUCAUUUUGAAGACAAACAGCUCCGAAAGGCCUCCUUGGGCAUUAUGGGAACGGAACAGUGUUGUGAUAACUGUCGGGCCAGACUUAACAACCCUCAUUCUGGUGAUGACUCAGAAGAGAACUUAAAGGACUUUGGUCCACAGGCCUAUAAACUGUUGUCUGCAGUAUGUGUCUUAGGACAGAAGUUUGGAAUUGGAAUGCCAGUUUUAUUUCUUCGAGGAUCGAAUUCUCAACGUCUUCCUGAUAAAUUCCGCCGUCAUUGUCUCUUUGGUGGUGGCAAGGACCAUUUGGAGAGCUGGUGGAAGGCUUUGGCUCAACAGCUUAUUUCGGAGGGGUUUUUAGAAGAAAUGUCAGGAUGCAGUAAAUUUGCCAAACUUUGUAUUCUUUCAGAGAAGGGUAGAACCUGGCUGGAUCAAGCCACUGAUGAGUCAGCCCGAACUCUCCUCCUUCAUGCCAGUGAAGACUUGUGUCCAAGGAAGUUACUAAAUCUAAGUGUUUUGCCAGUAUCCCCAGUGAAGCCUCUUCCUGCGUCCUGCAACUCCCCAGCAUCUGUGUCUUCCAAAGAGCAGGAGUUGCAGACUAUGUUGUAUGGUAAACUGGUGGAAGAGAGGCAGAAGCAGGCCAGUGAGAAGGACAUCCCUCCAGCUUUAUUAGCUACCAACAAGGUGCUGGUGGAUAUGGCCAAGAUGAGGCCAAGUACCCUGGAAAGUCUGAAAAACAUCGAUGGCGUUUCAGAAGCAAAGUGUGCAAUGCUAUCCCCUCUCCUGGAGGUCAUCCGUGUCUUCAGCCAGAGGAACAACCUUCUGACAGACUUGUUUUCCAGCCCUUCACCCGGAUUGGAAGAGAAGAAAAGUUUUCUCAGCCUACUUCCUGCAUCAGUCUCUGUCACUUACUCUUUGUUUCAGGAAAAGAACUUGUCUUUGCGGAGUAUUGCAGAGAGUAGGACGAUGCCUCUCCCUGUGGUUGGCACUCACUUGUCCCAGGCGGUGAAGGCGGGCUACCCUGUGGACCUGGAACGCGCAGGCCUGACUCCGCACAUCCAGAGGAUAAUCACCGAUGUGAUCCAGAAACCUCCUAUCAGUUCCGAUAUUUCCAAAAUGAAGGCCAUUAGGAAGCUGGUUCCUUCAGAAAUUGAGACCUACCUCAUCCAGAUAGUAGUGGCGCUGGUGGAGAAGGAGAGGAAGCAGAAAGCCGCACUACCUGAUCCAUUCCCAAAGGAAUCCAACAUGGAGAGUGGGGUGCCCAGCACUUCAGGCCCCUGCUUGAGUGCUAACAAGCCUUCCCCAGAGACCUCCAAGAGGAAGUUCCCAGACUGGUUCUCUUCGGCCAAGGGGUGCGCACCUCCAGCAGGCAACUCCAAGAAGGCAAAAGCUGGAGCCAGGAAGGGGCUUUUCAUUUGAGUUGGUGCAGUCUCAGGAGCUGCAUACCCUCAUCUCCCUCUAGCCUUUGUCACUGUACUUUGAUGGUUUGGGGGAAGAGUUGUCAUCAGACAAGUGAGAUGUUUCCCAGAAUGUCCAGGUUGUUACAAUUCCUUUCCAUAUUGUCUUCAGAAGAGAAGGCUCUUAGAGUGAUUUUCCAAGGUCUCUAUGCUGUGGCCUCAAACCCACUGGGGUAUGGAAGGGGCUCUUGUCUUUCUCUUAAGUAGAGACAGACCUCCACCUCCCCUGCCUGCCUCCUGAGCCAGUCUAGAAACUGCCUUUGGCUACACUGGGAGGGGGCACAUGCACAUUCUCUUUUGGAGCCAAAGUGUCCCAAGAGUUUUUCAUUUUUAAAGUAAUGGACCCCUUGGGCCCGACAUUGUAUUUUCCUCAUUUUCUCUGAGGCUGCCUUCCUGCCUGCUGCUGCAGGUACAGAGGGAUGGGGGACUAUCCCCUGUAACUUCUGUUAGCUUUUAAGUGUGGGUUAUACACACUGUCAAGGAAUGAAACAGCUCAUAAUGACUGGCCAGUCUCAUUCCUUCAUGAGGCACUUUGUACUUAGGCUGUUGUGUAUAGUUUUUCAUGUUCUUGAGUGUUAAAAUGGGUGAGAGCUUGUGUGGGGCUGCCCUUGGAGGAUUGGUGGCUUGUGCUGCCCCGUCUCAGACUUCAGCACCCAUAGCUUCUUUUUCCUGUCCUUCUUGGUCAUGUGCUUCUCACUGAUCCACUGGGUGUCCCUGGUGUCCCUGGAGUCUGAGGUAGUUGAUUUGGAUUCCCCCAUGUCUCCUUAUACCAAGAUCAUUUUUAUUUUAAUAAAUUAGCGCCUAAAUUGCUUUUAAGUUUA
Gracilinanus agilis (Agile Gracile Mouse Opossum) is the source of this 4867-nucleotide messenger RNA. RefSeq names its product WRN RecQ like helicase (gene WRN). The coding region runs from base 1 to 4008 and encodes 1335 amino acids. The record is from RefSeq and is a predicted model, not a curated record. The transcript is spliced from 31 exons. Gene Ontology annotation, biological process: telomere maintenance; double-strand break repair via homologous recombination; DNA replication. Gene Ontology annotation, cellular component: chromosome; cytoplasm; nucleoplasm. Gene Ontology annotation, molecular function: 3'-5' DNA helicase activity; nucleic acid binding; ATP binding. NCBI's taxonomy places the organism in Eukaryota, Metazoa, Chordata, Mammalia, Didelphimorphia, Didelphidae.